AGUAGCUGUGGACAUGUCAGUGAACUGACAGUAAUGCUAACUGCUAACUUGGCCCUAGUAGUUAGUGAGUUAUUAAAACAGUGUCCGGGAGCUUAAAGGAGUGAUUGUACCACACGGACCCUCGCCUGGCUUGUGUAGAGGGGUUGUAAAGCAGUAAAACAUCACGGAUCUCUGGACCUUUGGUAUCUGACAGAAGCUGGUUAGCUAGCAUUAGCUCCCGAAAAGUAACGUCAGAGCUUGUUUCUUACAGUCAUGUCUGCGGCCGGAGACUUUGGAAAUCCCUUAAGAAAAUUUAAAUUGGUCUUUCUCGGGGAGCAGAGCGUGGGAAAGACGUCGCUGAUCACCAGAUUCAUGUAUGACAGCUUCGACAACACUUACCAAGCCACAAUAGGAAUAGAUUUCCUGUCGAAAACCAUGUACCUUGAAGACAGAACAAUCAGGUUGCAGCUGUGGGACACGGCAGGGCAGGAGCGAUUUCGUAGCUUGAUCCCAAGUUACAUCAGAGACUCUGCUGCAGCUGUUGUAGUGUAUGACAUCACAAAUGUUAACUCCUUCCAGCAAACCACAAAAUGGAUUGAUGAUGUGAGAACGGAGAGAGGAAGUGAUGUCAUUAUCAUGCUGGUGGGAAACAAGACAGACCUUGCAGACAAAAGGCAAGUAUCUAUUGAAGAGGGUGAGCGGAAAGCCAAAGAACUAAAUGUAAUGUUUAUUGAGACUAGUGCGAAAGCAGGCUACAACGUAAAGCAGCUUUUCCGUCGUGUGGCGGCCGCCCUGCCUGGCAUGGAUACCACACAGGACAAGAGUAGAGAGGACAUGAUUGACAUUAAACUGGAGAAGCCACCAGAGCAACCCGUCACUGAAGGAGGCUGUGCCUGUUAAUGCUGGCCUAUCAUCACUAAAUAAUUUCUCUCACUGGCUUUUUCUCAUCCCCGGUCAUUUUUCUGUGUCUACCCUUCACUACACUUGUCUCUUUUCAGCAGCCUGAAAGACAACACUACAUCCGUUAUCUUUGCCAUUGUGGAAACCUGCUCUGAAAGUCAUAAACCCUUUGAAAUGAAAUAUCUGUGCUGUAACACACAUACAUUGAAACAGUAUUCAGAGCUGGAGCUUAGGCGUCUUUACUGGACUCCGGCUAAAUCGUUUGCGUCUAAAGAUGACUUUUUGAACCAAACUGAAAGAAAUGUGUGUCUAAGACAUCAAGUCAAAGUAUGUGUUAAAGAGUGAGAAUAUCCUUUAUAAAGUUAUAUAUUGCUUUAAGCUUAAUAAGCGCAAUGUGGAUGUUUUGUGCGUUAGUAAGUUAACAAAAAGUGUGCAGCUGAAAUCGAUUGACAAGGUUUCAUUAAUGUUAACAACAAACUCUUCUUUUUUUUUAAUGGUCUGGAAUGAUGUAUGGGGAAAGGCUAAAAAGUGUUGAAGUAAACUAAUAACACAUUUCAGAGAUGUUUCAUGAGUGUUGACGCUCAUACCGUAAACCCACAAUUGAACAGAAGUUGGACGUGGAAACCAUGUCACCCCACACCAGCAAAGUCACCCUACAUGUACCAGCAUGAUGUUGGCCACACGGUCUCAGAACCAGCACUAACACAUGACACCUACUACAAGGGCAACACUACACCACCGUCCUCCCUCUCUUCCCAAACGUGUCCCUUCAGAUGGGUUAUUUUUUACCCUGGCUUCCAUUUUCUGUUACCUUUUUUAUUUGGAUAGAUCUUUGUUUUCCCCUCAAGAGUACAACAUAGAUUAAAACCAUUUCUUUCAUCAUAGUGUUUGAGGAGGAUUUUCUUAUAUAUUAAGAGUCAGAAUCAUAAAAACCCACCAUAAUCAUUAGAUAUAAAGAUACAGUAUAUGCCUUUCAGAGUAAAAUUAUAGAGGGCUUCCUUGGCUUUGGGUCUAUCUAGUUAAGUUUGGUAUGUUUAAUGAGCACAUUAUGUUUUCUUUUGCUUGUUUUUAUUUUUUGGCAUUGCUCUUUUGUUAGUGAUUAUUCUACAUGUGUAUUUAAUCCACAAUGACUUGUAAUAUUUAUUUCUAUUGGAUUCAUAUUUCUUUUUUAUGGCUGUUAAUAUCUUAACUUUUGGUAUGAUUCCUGAAUCACUAAAUAAAAUAUGCAUCCAUCUGGACCACCUUUAACAAAAUCGGUGGGGAGCGUCUGCUGUUCCCUCUACCAGCUCUGAUAAAUUUGAUCAUACUGAUUAUACCGUGCAAUUUUUUUGUUCUGUGUGAAUUUAUGGAAGAGUGUAUGAUUUGUAUGGCAUAAUAGUCCUUAACGUUUCUGUCUGGAAUGGUUUUAAAUGAAAGAAUAAAAUAGAAUACACUUGUCACUG
Scomber japonicus (chub mackerel) is the source of this 2321-nucleotide messenger RNA. RefSeq names its product ras-related protein Rab-6A. Gene Ontology annotation, molecular function: GTP binding; GTPase activity. The transcript has 8 exons. NCBI's taxonomy places the organism in Eukaryota, Metazoa, Chordata, Actinopteri, Scombriformes, Scombridae. Bases 253 to 879 code for a protein of 208 amino acids. The record is from RefSeq and is a predicted model, not a curated record.